Exophiala dermatitidis NIH/UT8656 is the source of this 1446-nucleotide messenger RNA. RefSeq lists its product as uncharacterized. The record is from RefSeq and is a predicted model, not a curated record. The transcript has a single exon. Lineage: Eukaryota; Fungi; Ascomycota; Eurotiomycetes; Chaetothyriales; Herpotrichiellaceae. Bases 1 to 1446 code for a protein of 481 amino acids.
AUGGGAGCAGUCAGCGUGGCAUCAGUAGUGGCAUCCAUCAUCUCCGCCUUCGGCAGCGGGAUGGAAAUACUCCACCGCCUCGGCGUCGGGAAACACAAAAAGUCUCGAUGUCGAGCGAGACCUCCCCAACCAUGGGAGGAAGCGGAAUGGGAAUCAGUCCAAGAGUCACUGCAAAGCCGACCCUUACAAAUCAAACAUGAAUAUGACCAAAGCGUGGGCCGGUUUGGUCGUCGCUUCGAAGUUGGCGACAGUACGGCUCAUUCGAGUCUGGCACAGACACUCCUGGUGCUCAACACGGGGCUGAUCAAGCUUAUCAAUCAUGCUUUGUCAGACAAUCAGUCGAAAGAGAAUGUCAUGUCGUCGAACAAGGCACUGUUCAGUCUGUCCGAGGCCGCGGCGUCGGAUACCAUGGCGGCACUGGAACAGCUCAGGACGCGGCUUAGUGUGAUGGCACCACGGCGGCCUCUAGUUAGAAUUCCUCUUCAGAAUCACCAAGCGGAAGAAGAAGAAGAGGGCCAAAAUCGAAUUGGUCGCCACGAUCGGCAUCAUCAAACUCACCAAGAAAGUUCCCUGUCACUGUCACUGCCAGAGAAACGGCCACAGCAACAGCAACAAUCUCGGGCAUCGACAGCGCUACUAGUGCGAGGUGGAUGGGUGAGAUCCAAAAAUGGCGGCACAUCGUCAGUUGUUCUUCCCAGCGCCCCAGCAGCGGUGAGAAAGGGGGCAAAGCGUGCGAGAAAGACGGAUCAGAAUCAGGACUCUACGACUAGUAGUCAGAGUAAGUCCAGUUCCGGUUCAACUGCGACAAUGAGGACGAGGACGCGGACGCAGACGAGGACACCUGUUUUCCCACAACUUGAACCUGGGCGGCAUGCCGGGAACCAAACUGGCAACGAGACAUCCAGAUGUGUGUCCCCAGAUAGGGUCCGUCGGCAUCGUCAAGAAUCACUCAAACACGAUGCACUGGCAGUGCUUGAUCACGACGGGGACUCGAAACCUCAACGACAACCGAGCAUGUUGAUUGUGCCGUCAGACUUUUUCGAGCUUCAAGUCGUUUCUGCUGUCCAAGUUCAUCCAGAACAGUCUUGUGGCCGGCGGCGGGAUCCUCCUCCACCUCGCCCGCCAAAGAUCCCACUGGAUUCAAAACCACCCCCUCCUCCCCCACCGCCUCCACGACGAGCCUUCAUUGACGGUGGUCGCCGUGCGCCGCGUCCAACGUCGACCAUGACGUUCAUGACGGCGAGUACCAAGAUUGGAGAGAUUCCCGAGUCCCGCUGGCAGGGCCAGGGUAAGAUCCUACCUAUCUCUGCGGAAGGACAUGCCGAUAAUAAUAAGACUUGGGUACCGGCGGAUACCCUGCCACCGCCACUGGAACCUCUAGGUAAUGGAGCGAAGACGACGAAGAAGAGUUGUUUCAAGUUCUGGAGGAGAGAUGGAAAGGGUUGA